This is a messenger RNA of Propithecus coquereli (Coquerel's sifaka), 1961 nucleotides long. RefSeq names its product netrin 1 (gene NTN1). The record is from RefSeq and is a predicted model, not a curated record. NCBI's taxonomy places the organism in Eukaryota, Metazoa, Chordata, Mammalia, Primates, Indriidae. Bases 103 to 1917 code for a protein of 604 amino acids. The transcript has 7 exons. Gene Ontology annotation, molecular function: protein binding.
GGGCGUGCGUGCGUGUGUGUGAGUGCGCGCCAGCGAGCGCGCCUUCUGCGGCAGGCGGACCGACUCCUCGGCGCGGCGGGGCUGGGGCAAGCUGGACGCAGCAUGAUGCGCGCAGUGUGGGAGGCGCUGGCUGCGCUGGCGGCGGUGGCGUGCCUGGUGGGCGCGGUGCGCGGCGGGCCUGGGCUCAGCAUGUUCGCGGGCCAGGCGGCGCAGCCCGAUCCCUGCUCGGACGAGAACGGCCACCCGCGCCGCUGCAUCCCGGACUUUGUCAAUGCAGCCUUCGGCAAGGACGUGCGCGUGUCCAGCACCUGCGGCCGGCCCCCGGCGCGCUACUGCGUGGUGAGCGAGCGCGGCGAAGAGCGGCUGCGCUCGUGCCACCUUUGCAACGCGUCCGACCCCAAGAAGGCGCACCCGCCCGCCUUCCUCACCGACCUCAACAACCCACACAACCUGACGUGCUGGCAGUCCGAGAACUACCUGCAGUUCCCGCAUAACGUCACGCUCACGCUGUCGCUGGGCAAAAAGUUCGAAGUGACCUACGUGAGCCUGCAGUUCUGCUCGCCGCGGCCCGAGUCCAUGGCCAUCUACAAGUCCAUGGACUACGGGCGCACGUGGGUGCCCUUUCAGUUCUACUCCACGCAGUGCCGCAAGAUGUACAACCGGCCACACCGCGCGCCCAUCACCAAGCAGAACGAGCAGGAGGCCGUGUGCACCGACUCUCACACCGACAUGCGCCCGCUCUCGGGUGGCCUCAUCGCCUUCAGCACGCUGGACGGGCGGCCCUCGGCGCACGACUUCGACAACUCGCCCGUGCUGCAGGACUGGGUCACGGCCACUGACAUCCGAGUGGCUUUCAGCCGCCUGCAUACAUUCGGCGACGAGAACGAGGACGAUUCGGAGUUGGCGCGCGACUCGUACUUCUAUGCUGUGUCUGACCUGCAGGUGGGCGGCCGCUGCAAGUGCAACGGCCACGCGGCCCGCUGCGUGCGCGACCGCGACGACAGCCUGGUGUGCGACUGCAGGCACAACACGGCCGGCCCGGAAUGCGACCGCUGCAAACCCUUCCACUACGACCGGCCCUGGCAGCGCGCCACGGCCCGCGAGGCCAACGAGUGCGUGGCCUGUAACUGCAACCUGCAUGCCCGGCGCUGCCGCUUCAACAUGGAGCUCUACAAGCUUUCAGGGCGCAAGAGUGGGGGUGUCUGCCUCAACUGCCGCCACAACACCGCUGGCCGCCACUGCCACUACUGCAAGGAGGGCUACUACCGCGACAUGGGCAAGCCCAUCACUCACCGGAAGGCCUGCAAAGCCUGUGAUUGCCACCCCGUGGGCGCUGCUGGCAAAACCUGCAACCAGACCACCGGCCAGUGUCCCUGCAAGGACGGCGUGACGGGCAUCACCUGCAACCGCUGCGCCAAAGGCUACCAGCAGAGCCGCUCUCCCAUCGCCCCCUGCAUAAAGAUCCCUGUAGCACCGCCAACAACCGCGGCCAGCAGCGUGGAGGAGCCUGAAGACUGCGAUUCCUACUGCAAGGCCUCCAAAGGGAAGCUGAAGAUUAACAUGAAAAAGUACUGCAAGAAGGACUAUGCCGUCCAGAUCCACAUCCUGAAGGCGGACAAGGCGGGGGACUGGUGGAAGUUCACGGUGAACAUCAUCUCCGUGUACAAGCAGGGCACGAGCCGCAUCCGCCGCGGUGACCAGAGCCUGUGGAUCCGCUCACGGGACAUCGCCUGCAAGUGCCCCAAAAUCAAGCCCCUCAAGAAGUACUUGCUGCUGGGCAACGCCGAGGACUCUCCCGACCAGAGUGGCAUCGUGGCCGACAAGAGCAGCCUGGUGAUCCAGUGGCGGGACACGUGGGCGCGGCGGCUGCGCAAGUUCCAGCAGCGGGAGAAGAAGGGCAAGUGCAAGAAGGCCUAGCGCGGACGCAGCGGUGCGCCGGGCGGGCUGGGCGCCAGGGCCGA